This is a messenger RNA of Linum tenue, 555 nucleotides long. Lineage: Eukaryota; Viridiplantae; Streptophyta; Magnoliopsida; Malpighiales; Linaceae. The record is from the annotation of a GenBank genome assembly.
AUGGUAGUGUGGAUACAAUUCCCAGCCUUCCCAGUGCAUUUUUACCAUAAGGAGAUCCUUUUCACGCUUGGGAACAUGGUUGGCAGGGCAAUCAAGUUAGACUUCCACACGCAACAUCAACAAAGAGCGAAAUUUGCCCUGAUGGCCGUGGAACUUGACCUCUCUAAGCCGCUAGUUACGAGAAUCCGGCUGGACGGAAAGUGGCAGUAUAUUGAGUAUGAGAAUCUUCCAACCUGCUGCUUCGAGUGUGGCAGAAUUGGACACACCUCGCUGUCCUGCCCCUCUCUAACGGCGAAGAUACAAUCGCCGGUCGCUGAAAGGAUGGUCAGUUCACCGGAAAGCUCGCCGGAGAUGCUGUCGGAGGAACGUCCUGGUUUCGGGCCAUGGAUGCAGGUCACGCGGCGAUCUCGGAAAGGAUCCCGGACAUUAGAAAAAGGAAAUGUUAUUGAGAGCCCCGGAGAAUCAGGGGGGAAUGGUAAGGCCGGCAAAGGAAAGUUUAUACAAAGGGAUAUGGAAAGCAUCAGUGAGAAAAAAAAGGCACAAAUCAGAGACUAG